Messenger RNA from Aedes aegypti (yellow fever mosquito), 739 nucleotides. RefSeq names its product 28S ribosomal protein S28, mitochondrial (gene mRpS28). Lineage: Eukaryota; Metazoa; Arthropoda; Insecta; Diptera; Culicidae. Gene Ontology annotation, cellular component: mitochondrial small ribosomal subunit. The transcript has 3 exons. The record is from RefSeq and is a predicted model, not a curated record. Bases 94 to 681 code for a protein of 195 amino acids.
GGAAAGUAAAACGUCAAACAGCUGAUUACAAAACUUUUGCAUUUACCUCACGCGUUCGGAAUCUUCGAAAAGUUUUCCUGAAUUUUUCCCAAAAUGUCUCAUUUAUUAAAAGUUUUAUCACUGAAACAGCCAAUUGGAAGUCUGUGGCAAACUCAGCGGAUAUGUUGCAACGCGGUUCGGUUUUGUAGCGGCUCAAAAACUACCGCCAGUGAAACGCCCGGUGAAAAUCAAACGGAGAAGCAGAUCGAGGAGACCGACGAUCGGAAGCUCGGUGGAUUCGCAAAGGCCUUCGAGAAACAUGCCGCUCCAGUGGCCGACAAAAGUAAAGACGAACCAUCGAAGACAUUCGCUUCUCUGAUGAGGAACUCUAAAUUUGUAGACCUUGGGGAUCCGGAGAACAAAAUAGUAACUGGUAAAAUUUUCCACGUAGUGGAGGACGAUUUAUAUAUCGAUUUCGGAUGGAAGUUCCAUUGCGUUUGUACAAGACCGGUGAAGAAUGCAGGGGAUUAUGUCCGUGGAGCGCGAGUGCGACUACGGAUUCGGGAUCUCGAACUGUCGACAAGGUUUCUCGGAUCGGACAAGGAUCUCACCUUACUAGAAGCGGACUGUCAACUAUUGGGCCUGAUUUCCUCCCCUGCCAGGCAACAACAGGGCCAACGGGCAGCGGAAGGAUCCUCCUAACGGUAAGUACCACCAAAUGAUGGGGUUAAUAAUAUAGGCAGAAUUGUUGAAAUAGUUA